CUUUCAACAUAAAACACACUACACAACUUCAAUAUCGACAUCCAUCGUUUGUGACCGUUUGUGGAAAGAACAAUGAAUAGCCAAGGAACUGUGUCUGAUCUAAGGAUUGUUCUGCUGGGUAGCAGUGUCUCCUGGAAGAAUGCAGUUGGAAACAUCAUCCUGGACACUGAUGCAUUUCGCCAUGAUUCUGAUCCAAACCAAUACGUUAAAGUUAGUCUUCUGGUAGAGGGAAGACUCAUAACUGUGAUCAACACCCCAGACCUGUUAGACAUCUCACAUGACAAACUCUCUGAGGAUAUGCGUUUGAUUAAAUCUCUUCCUGAACCUGGACCUCAUGUGUUCUUGUUGGUGCUUCAGUCUGAAUUCUUCACAGAAGAAGAGAGAAACAGAAUAAGGAACAUCUUAAACAACCUCAAUGACCAGUCCUUUGACCACUCAAUGGUACUGACAACUGAUGGAGACAAAAGGGGACACCUGCAUGAGAAUCAAGCUCUAAACCUGAUGAUCAGAGAAUGUAGAGGAAGGCAGUGUCUGAUUAACCUCAGUGACCAUAAUUACCUAAUGACAUGUCUUGACCACAUAGUGGAGGACAAUAGAGGAGGAUAUGUCUCCUGUGAGAUAUUUAAUGAUACCACAAGUAGCAUGAUACAAGGGAAUACAGAAGUACGCAAUGGAAAGGAGAUUUUGGAACAAAGAGAAAACAAAAAAACAAACUGGGAGAAAGUUAAACAACCUGGAUUGGGAUCACUUGAGGAACAAUCCAGACCUGGAACAAGUGUGGAACAAUCCAGGCGUGAUAAAGAAUUGUCUUCACUCAGGAUUGUUCUUUUGGGGAAGAGUGACGACAAGAAGAAAGUGGUUGGCAACAUGAUUCUACAGAAAGAUGCUUUUAAGUUUUCUAUGUAUAAUUUCCUAAACAAUGAACCACAGUGUCAGUCAGCCAGUGGAAAAGUGAAUGGCAAGUCAGUAACUGUAGUAAAGACUCCAGACUUCUUCUCUAACCGUCUGUCUGUGGAGUUCCUGAUGAAGGAGAUAGAGAACUGUAAGUACCUGACAGCCCCUGGACCUCAUGUUCUUCUGCUGGUGUUGAAGCCUGAAGAGUUCACAGAAGGGAACAGAAACACCUUGAACUUGAUUAUGAGUCUGUUUGGUAAAGAAGCCUUCAAACACUCAAUGGUGAUCAUUCCUCACAAGGGAGAUGCAGAAAAUCCUUAUCUAAACCAAAUGAUCAAAGAGUGUGGGGGAAGGCAUCACACGUACAAAAAAGCCAGUGACAAAAAAGAGUUAACAGACAAAAUUGAGAAUAUGGUGAGGGAGAAUGAAGGUCGAUUCCUCACCUACAUUGACCAGACGACGCAAGACACAAUGUCACCAAAGGGUCAAAGGUUAAACUUGGUCCUGUGUGGCAAAAGAGGAGCUGGGAAGACGUCUUUAGCCAAUGCCCUCCUGGGUCAAACUGGGUCUGUUUGCUCAUCAGUAAAGAGAGAAGGAGAGAUAUGUGGUCAGCUGGUCACCAUUGUUGAGAUGCCUGCUCUGUAUGGAACACAUCUCACUCAGGAGAAAGUGAUGCGUGAGAGUUUCCGCUGUGUCUCUCUCUGUGAGCCUGGAGUCCAUGUUUUCCUCUUGGUCGUCCCUGUGGGUCCACUCAAUUAUGAAGACAAAGGAGAGGUGGAGACCCUCCAGAACAUUCUGGGCCCACAAGUCAAUGACUUUACCAUGGUUCUGUUUAGACAGGAUUACAUUCCAGUUAAUAAGACAACAGUGGACUUUCUGGAACAAAAUGCAGACACAAAGCAACUGAUCAAGACAUGUGGAGGCCGGUACACAUUCUUUGAUGCUUCAGAGUCUGACAACCUGAAGAUGAAAGAGCUUGUAAAAGAAAUUGUUAAUAAGUUGAUAGAUAGAAACAAAACAUGCUACAAUCCAUACAUGUAUGUGGCGGCACAGAACAGAAGAAUCACGGAUUUGGAGGAAAGAAUCAAGAUGCCACAAGAGUGUUUGAGGGUGGUGAUGAUUGGGAAAACUGGGAAUGGGAAGAGCGCCUCCGGAAACACCAUCCUGGGAAGAGAGGAAUUUCCGUCUGAAACCAGCACUGAUUCUACAACAGCAGUUUGCCAGAAGGGACUUGGCAAAUUGGAUGGAAGAACAGUUGCUGUGGUGGACACACCUGGUCUAUUUGACACAGGAUUAUCUAAUAAAGAUGUUCAACAGGAGAUAGUGAAAUGUAUUUCCCUGUCAGCCCCGGGACCACAUGUGUUUAUCAUAGUGUUAUGUAUUGGGAGAAUCACACAAGAGGAGCUGGACACUUUGGACCUCAUAGAGGAAACCUUUGGUCAACAGUCAAGACAGUUCAGCUUAGUUCUGUUUACCAGAGGAGAUGACUUGGGAAAGAAGUCGAUUCAAGACUUUGUUGAGACAAGCAAGAAUGCCAAACUUAAAAAACUGAUCAGAGAUUGUGGGGACAGAUUCCAUGUCUUCAACAACAAAGAGACGAAAGACUGUACACAGGUCACUGAGCUUUUCAAGAAGAUUGAUAAAAUGGUGUUAGAGAACAAAGGCAGUUUCUACACCAGUAACAUGUUCCAGAAGGCAGAGGCUUCCAUUACACAAAAACAGGAAGAAAUACUGAAGGAGAAAGAGAUGGAGAUAAAAGCUGACAUGGAGAAACUGAUGGUCCAGCAUGAAACAGAAAUGGAGAAGAUUAAGUCAAAGUUGGAAGAAGAGAGAUUGAAAGUUCAGAAGGAAAGAGAGGAAGUUAUCAGAAAAGAACAUGACGAAAAGGAGAAAAAAGUGUUACAAAGGAUUCAAUGGGAGAAAGAAAAAGAGAAAAUGUCACGGAGCAGGGGGGCGAUAAACAAACUGGCACACGUCCUCCACUCGCGUCCUCGUUACAGAAAAUGGAAACAGAGAUAA
Molecule: messenger RNA, 2913 nt
Organism: Esox lucius (northern pike)
Lineage: Eukaryota; Metazoa; Chordata; Actinopteri; Esociformes; Esocidae
Product: GTPase IMAP family member 8
Exons: 5
Coding region: 73-2913 (946 amino acids)
Molecular function (GO): GTP binding
Source: RefSeq, a predicted model, not a curated record